AUGGAAGUACCUAGUGAAAUUGCUGAUGAAACCACUAGCAAAGCUACCAAUGAAACUUCUAUAUCAUCAAGGCAUAUGUCUGCCGUUUGGAAACAUUUUACCUUAUUAACGGAUGAGCAAAAGGCUAAAUGUGAAUAUUGUAAUAGAUUAUUUAGUCACAAAAAAGAGUGUGGUACAUCUUAUCUAUGGUGCCAUCUUGACAUAAGUAAUAUGAUUGUCUGGGAUGAAUUAAGUUUUCAAUUUGUAGAAGAUAUCAUAAAAGCUUAUGAUAAGAGAAAAACUUUAAUCAAAGAAACCCUUCAAAAUGCUGAAGGCAAAAUUUCUCUAACUUGUGAUGCUUGGACAUCACUUCAACAACUUGGAUACUUAUCAGUUACUGCAUAUUAUCUUGAUAAGGGUUGGAACCUUGUAUUUAUUCUAUUAUCAUUUCCAUUGAUUCCCUAUCCACACACUGGUGUUAAUAUCACCAACUGUAUUAAAACUGAAAUAGAUGAAUGGUUUAUUACCACUAAAUUACAAACUAUUACCCUAGAUAAUGCUACUUCAAAUGAUGUUGCAAUUUGCGAAUUAGCCAAUUGUAUCUCACAAGACUCAUUUAUAAAUAUCAAUGAAGAUCUUUUUCAUAACUGCUGUUUUACCCACAUUCUAAAUCUUAUAGUUAAGGAUGGGUUAAAAAAAAUUUUAGAUGUUAUUGGAAAGGUUCGUAAUUGCAUUAAAGCAAUACAUACAGCACCAAGGCGGUGCCAAAUAUUUCUGAAUAUUUGUGAAUCAGAAUCUGUGAAAUCUAUAAUCCCUCUGUUAGAUUGUGAUACUCGAUAG
Molecule: messenger RNA, 819 nt
Organism: Dentiscutata erythropus
Lineage: Eukaryota; Fungi; Glomeromycota; Glomeromycetes; Diversisporales; Gigasporaceae
Source: the annotation of a GenBank genome assembly